Molecule: messenger RNA, 1595 nt
Organism: Aricia agestis (brown argus)
Lineage: Eukaryota; Metazoa; Arthropoda; Insecta; Lepidoptera; Lycaenidae
Gene: Orc5
Product: origin recognition complex subunit 5
Exons: 1
Coding region: 48-1439 (463 amino acids)
Biological process (GO): DNA replication; DNA replication initiation
Cellular component (GO): nucleus; nuclear origin of replication recognition complex
Molecular function (GO): DNA replication origin binding
Source: RefSeq, a predicted model, not a curated record
UGCGGGAACGGGAAUUGUCUCGAUUAUUAUUGUUCUAAAGUGCAGUAAUGGAUGGAAUAUUAGCUAAAGUGCCCGGGCGAGAUAGCCAGAUUAAUGAAUUGAUUGAAUUACUCGGCGAAGAUGACGAACCCUUGCCGGUUUCGUUGUUUAUCAGCGGAAGCAUGGCGACCGGCAAAAGUUUGUGUGUGACGACUGUGCUUCAACAUUUAAGACUUAAAUUUGUUGUAAUUGAUUGCAUAGAGUGCUACUCCCCGAGGAUAAUUUUCGAGGCGAUAUUAACGGAACUGGAUGAAGACGAAUUAUUGGAGGUUAAAUGUGAUUCGCUAUCUGAAUUUAUAAACGUUUUCAAAACACUGACAUCAGAGAAAUUCCAAAGCAAACCUAUUGUUUUAGUAUUCGAUAGAGCAGAGAGACUGCGUUGCAUGGAUAGUAACAUCAUCAGUACAUUUUUAAGACUACGAGAGUUCUGCACUGUGAAUGUUUGUACUAUUUUUAUAUCUCACCUAGUUUAUGAUAACUUUUACUUUAAAAUGGGCGUGCGUGAGCCGAUAAAAAUCUUUUUUCCGAACUACAAUAAAGAGGAUUUGUUUAAAAUCGUAUUCCUAAGCCACAAAGUGUAUUUACAACAUGUAUUAAAUAUUUAUCAAGUUGAUGAUGAUCUAGUAGAUGUAUUGAGCAAACCGGAGUUGUUUGCCAAUUUUCUGAAUGCAUUCUUGAGUGUGUUCUACAGACCCUGUCGGGAUCUAAUUGAGCUAAGGUACAUGGCAAAAACAAAUUUCAUUAAAUAUUGUGAGCCAAUAAUAAAACAUGAAAUCAAACCCACAGACUUGGCCAAACUGUGGCGCCAUAUCGCCCCCAUACUUAAAUCCAACUUGGAGCUUUUGUAUCUUAGAAUAAACAACACAAAGAGUCUGACACAAUCGCCGGGAAAAGAAAAUAGUGAUGUUGAAUGUCACAGUCACAAUUAUGAGAAAACCCUAAAAGAGGAAUUGAUGUCCACUAAAACAUUUGCACAGAGUUUUGAGUUGCCAUAUUAUGCUAAGUUUCUUCUGGUCGCUGCUUACCUGGCGAGCUAUAACCCACCAAAAGAAGACAAGAGACUGUUUAUGAAGAACCACGGCAAGCAACGCAAGAGACUUCAACAGACUAAAGCGAAGGCAAAAAUCAAUGAGAAGCUAAACACGCAGCUUGGGCCAAAAGUGUUCACUUUGGAUAGGUUGCUAGCGAUAUUCUAUGCUAUUCUAGAAGAGAGAAUAGGUUUAACGAGCAAUUUACUGGCUCAGAUAGCGACUUUAGUGGAGUUAAAGCUCAUAGCCGGCACCAAGGAGGUUGAUUUAGAUUCAGCUAAAUAUAAGUGCAUUGUUGGAUAUGACUUUAUAUCUGCUGUAGCCCAGACCAUCGGCUUCAAUGUUAAAAAGUACCUGUAUGAUUUUAUCUAGUUCAAAGAACUAUCAAGUGAUUGUGUAGAGAUUGGUGAACAUUCUUAAGUGAUAAACUAAAUCACAAUUUAAAAAGGCAUUGCUCAGUAAAACUCGUUUGCAGUUUUAGUAAAGUAAGUCAAAAGUAUUUUUCUACUACUGUCUAAGUUGUAAGCU